CCACCCCCUCUUCCCUCUCGCUGUCUCCCUUGGCCUGCGCUGCCGCCGACGCCGCUCGUGUGGGCCCGGUUCCGCUCCGCCACUUUCCUUCCCCAGAGUUGCCCGGCUGGCCAACAUGGCUAACGUGGCUGACACGAAGCUGUACGAUAUCCUGGGAGUUCCUCCUGGCGCCAGCGAGAACGAGCUGAAGAAGGCAUACAGAAAGUUAGCCAAGGAAUACCAUCCUGAUAAGAAUCCAAAUGCUGGAGACAAAUUUAAAGAAAUAAGCUUUGCUUAUGAAGUAUUGUCAAAUCCAGAGAAGCGAGAGUUGUAUGACAGAUAUGGAGAACAAGGUCUUCGGGAAGGUAGUGGCGGAGGUGGUGGCAUGGAUGAUAUUUUCUCUCACAUUUUUGGUGGAGGAUUGUUUGGCUUCAUGGGCAAUCAGAGUAGAAGUCGAAAUGGCAGAAGAAGAGGAGAGGACAUGAUGCAUCCACUGAAAGUGUCUUUAGAAGAUCUGUACAAUGGCAAGACAACCAAACUACAACUUAGCAAGAAUGUACUCUGUAGUGCAUGCAGUGGUCAAGGUGGGAAGUCUGGAGCGGUUCAGAAGUGUAGUGCUUGUCGGGGUCGAGGUGUACGCAUCAUGAUCCGACAGUUGGCUCCAGGAAUGGUACAACAGAUGCAGUCUGUGUGCUCUGAUUGUAAUGGAGAAGGAGAGGUAAUUAAUGAAAAGGACCGCUGUAAAAAGUGUGAGGGGAAGAAGGUGAUUAAAGAAGUCAAGAUUCUUGAAGUCCAUGUAGACAAAGGCAUGAAACAUGGACAGAGGAUUACCUUCACUGGGGAAGCAGAUCAGGCCCCAGGAGUGGAACCCGGGGACAUUGUUCUUUUGCUACAGGAGAAGGAACAUGAGGUGUUCCAAAGAGAUGGGAAUGACUUGCACAUGACAUAUAAGAUAGGACUUGUUGAAGCUUUAUGUGGCUUUCAGUUCACAUUUAAGCACCUUGAUGCACGUCAGAUUGUGGUGAGAUACCCCCCUGGCAAAGUAAUUGAACCAGGAUGUGUUCGUGUAGUUCGAGGUGAAGGAAUGCCUCAGUAUCGUAAUCCCUUUGAAAAAGGUGAUCUUUACAUAAAAUUUGAUGUGCAGUUUCCUGAAAACAACUGGAUCAACCCAGACAAGCUUUCUGAGUUAGAAGAUCUUCUGCCAUCUAGGCCAGAAGUUCCUAAUGUAAUUGGAGAAACCGAGGAGGUAGAGCUUCAGGAAUUUGAUAGCACUCGAGGCUCAGGAAGUGGUCAGCGGCGGGAAGCCUAUAAUGAUAGCUCUGAUGAAGAAAGCAGCAGCCAUCAUGGACCUGGAGUGCAGUGUGCCCAUCAGUAAACUGCAAACAAUUGCACAGGUGGAGUUUCUUUCCACAUUUGCGUGAUUUGUUCUCAGUAAUCCAGCUAUUGGAGUGUCUGAUCAAUCCAGAUGAACUGAUGGACAUCUGUUGGUCUAUGUGUAACUUUUAAAUUGGUAUAGUAUCUACAGAGUGUAUAAUUUAAACUAACCACAAAGCUUUACAUCUUCAUUUCAACUGUUCUGUAGCAGAAUAAAGCACUUGAAAGGAAACAAGACUCCCUUUCACACAUGGGUUAUAAGUUUCAGUCCUGGUAUCUAUGCUUGAUUUUUAUCAGUUUUGUGUAGAGUUUAUGUUUCAUACUUUAAAUUCAAAUCCCACAUUGUAAAGUUUGUACAAUUUGUCCUGAAGCUUUGUGUUUGGCUGCACCUGCAUAAGCUGCUACAAAUAGAAUAAAGAAUUUCAUAGCCUGUGUCUAUCAUUUAGGUGCAUGGAAAAAUGGGCUUUGCACACAAUGGGUUUGGAGCUGACUGGGAACAAUGGGAAAAAUUACAUUAGUGGUGGUUGUAAAUUUUUUUUAACCAUCUUGUGAAAGGUUUCAGAAAAUAAAAAGCAGUUGGUGUAAAUUAUUCUGUGUCACAUUUCUAGAAGGAAGAAUAUUUUGAAGUGUAGAAUGUAUCCUUAAACUGAAGAAUGUACCUUUAGUUCUGUUUUUUAAACAGCCCUUAAGAAACCCAUUGACCUGAAGCUAAUGCUCAGGCACCUGCCCAUUUUGUAGUUUUUAAAAGAUGCUAGAAACAGGCUUUAUUGACUUCAGUUGAUGCUUGAUAGGGUCAAGGAUAUCAUCUUAAGUUAUGAUUCAGAACUGCAUCUCCUCAUAUGCCUCUUUUUAAAAAUAAAGCAAAUCAGUAGUAGAACCAUGUUUGCAUAGAAUCUGUCAACAUGCUGUUUUCAUUAAAUGUUAAGUUUCAAAAGCUCUGUGUCCAUUAAGUUGAAUAUUUAAAGUUGGGGGGAACAUUAACUAUUAAUUUUGAUUUUUAAAAAAAUAAUGUUUUAUAGGAUAGGCUCAGGCUGGUAUGAGGAAUAAAUCAGGUAAAACUAUGAAAGGUUGUUCCUCAUCCAUCUUACUACCUUUUUACUCCUGAAGUAGAUCAUUUUAGAACAUAUUACUUGAGGGAAAAGGGGCAUAAGAUGUACCCUUUACAUGUGUAAAGGUACAAAUGUGGAAAACUGAAACCUAGUUUUUAAAAGUUAUGCCAUCUCUGAGCCUCAGUACAUUACUGUUAAUUUCUAGGUCUGUUAGAACCUAAGUAACAGAAGAUGUGCCGACAUUAAUCAAGACUAUGAGGUUUAAAUUAUUGCCCUUAUCCACUCUACCUCCAUUGUACAAAAACUUCUGCAACAAGCCUGGGCAAGAGUGAACAGCAUAAUACUUUGUAUCCAAGGUUACCUCCCCACAGCACUUUAAGCAGUAAGCAAUGCAGUGGCAAUAUAAACUUUGUAGCCUUUCCAAUAAAGGUUUAUGAAACAGUU
Perognathus longimembris pacificus (Pacific pocket mouse) is the source of this 2846-nucleotide messenger RNA. It is a transcript of the gene Dnaja2, whose product is annotated as DnaJ heat shock protein family (Hsp40) member A2. Gene Ontology annotation, molecular function: ATP binding; Hsp70 protein binding. The transcript has 9 exons. The record is from RefSeq and is a predicted model, not a curated record. Gene Ontology annotation, biological process: protein refolding; response to heat. Bases 116 to 1354 code for a protein of 412 amino acids. Lineage: Eukaryota; Metazoa; Chordata; Mammalia; Rodentia; Heteromyidae. Gene Ontology annotation, cellular component: cytosol; cytoplasm.